Molecule: messenger RNA, 926 nt
Organism: Paramecium octaurelia
Lineage: Eukaryota; Ciliophora; Oligohymenophorea; Peniculida; Parameciidae
Source: the annotation of a GenBank genome assembly
AUGCCUUAAUUACCAAAUUUUGCACCUGCUGUGGAACAAUGGUGGAAGAAUUUAGGAUUUGGUUAGAGAUUGGUCCUCUUCUCAAUAGCUACACUUAGAAUUAUUUCAUAUUUUUCCAAUGAUAUAAUGAAUAUGCUUUAUAACUAAACACUAUUAGUUUCGAAUGGAUAAUAUUGGAGAUUAUUUACAGCUCCUUUAUGUUCUUGUAUUUAUGAUUUAUUACAUUAGUGAGCUUCUUUUAAAUUAUUGCUAGUUGGUUCUGCUUUUAGCUAAUUGUAAACCCAUAUGAAUCAAUAGUGGGUAGUGCAUAUUUCAUUUUUGAUUUCGUUUUUAAGAGCUUUUUAUUAGAAUCUUUAAACUUUCUGGUGAACAUUGGGCUCUCUUAAUACGAUAGUUAGUAUCAAUAUACUUUAAGUUAUGGUAUCAACGGAUUAGCACUCUAUUAUUUAUGCAGCUAGUAAGAAAAUUAUCAAAUUAUAAAGAUUGGUUGCCUCUCCUUAUAGUAAAAGAGAUUUUAACUUAUUUUCGAUACCUAACUAUUAUUUAUUACUCACCAUCCCUUUCGUGAUUUUUUUAUAUGGAGAAAAUUUCAUUUAUAUAUUUGCAUUAUGGAUCUCUAUAUUUGAAUGGUUUUUCUUUGAUGGGAUGCUCAUACGAUUAUCUGAUGUAAUAUUGUGUUAGAUUUAAAAUAGAAUUCUAUUGAAAAACUAUCAUUCAUAUUUGGUUCAUUAAGAAAGAUUAAUUGUUUUAAGUAGCCAUCUCAAAGUUUAUAAGAACCCAAAUUAUAUGUAUCUUCUCCGUAGGUUGAAUUAGGUUCUUAAUAAGAAGCAACAUAAGCAUUUGGAGGCAGGGGAAUAAUUAUAGGUACAUAGGAGGAAGAAAGACAACAAAGAGUUUAAGGUGAAAAUAAUUAUUAAUAAAUAUGA